Messenger RNA from Symsagittifera roscoffensis, 5205 nucleotides. RefSeq names its product ABC transporter ced-7-like. Gene Ontology annotation, cellular component: membrane; intracellular membrane-bounded organelle. Gene Ontology annotation, molecular function: ATP binding; ABC-type transporter activity; lipid carrier activity. Gene Ontology annotation, biological process: transmembrane transport; lipid transport. The coding region runs from base 2 to 4681 and encodes 1559 amino acids. The record is from RefSeq and is a predicted model, not a curated record. NCBI's taxonomy places the organism in Eukaryota, Metazoa, Xenacoelomorpha, Acoela, Convolutidae. The transcript is spliced from 5 exons.
AAUGAGUUGGAGUUGUGUUCAGGGAAUCAAUGCUCGGCACAUAUUCGCCUUGCUGUGGUUUCAUUUGAUUAAUCAAUCAAGACGGAUCUUUGCGACAUACAUCUUUCCUGGCUUGAUCGCCGGCAUUGGAUUCCUCAUUUUGAUACCAUACUUCAAAGGCAGCGAUGUCCUGUUAUUCUCAUUAGACAAUGAUCAUUCCUUUUCACUAACGUGUAGUGAUUCCUACAAAUUGCGCGGCGGCAAACUCGAAAAUCAUCUGUUAUGGCUGGAGAUUGACGACUAUUCCUACAGUGAUUUUGAAAUCAGCACGACUGGUGCCCAGAAUCAACUUUCUCACUAUUUGUGGAGUAGCCUUUCUCAUUUAUGCUAUACAAUGGACAGAACGGUUACUGUUGAACCAUCUCCAUUCAUCAAUGUGCAGAAAGAUCGAAACGUGUUCACUGUAAUAGACACAUUCAGUAUCUGCGUUGUGUUAUUCUACUGUGUUGUUCUUUCGGAACUUUACCAGGACAAGCGAAUCAGAACUGAGCUACUUUUAUGGUCAUUGGGCGUGUCUCCAACUGAACAAAUGAUCGCAUGGUACAUAUCCCAGAUCCUGCAGGCCAUGGUAUGGUCAAUGAUUAGUAUGGUCCAACUGGUGCCAUUCAUUUUCACCAUGGCCACCAAUAUAGUUUUUCUCUGGUUUUGCAUGACUCUUGUGUUCUUCGGUGCGGCUAUUUUGGCUUUGUUCUCGGCCAAGUUUGUAAGAGGCACUAUGUCUUACCUCUUUGCCAUUUUCCAAAUGAUGAUUAUCUGGCUGUUCUCUUAUAUCUGGACUCAGACUGGUCUGCCGCUGCCGACUUCGCAAGUUGUGAGAAAUCUUCUUCUGCUGCACCCAAUAACACAAGCCCUCAAUUGGUUCAAACUCGCUCAGAGCGCCGAGUUCUCAAGAGAAGGUCUCUCCCUGUCUACUCUAACCAGUACUUUCAACAUGAAACAGCAUGAUUUCUUUGGAACGGGGCUGGAAACAUUGUUGCUCAUUUUGACAGUAGCAAUUGUCUGCUCAAUUCUCUUCUUGGUUAACUUCAAGUACUUUUUGGACUUGAUUCGGAAUGCAUUGAAUUUAGACACGCUUCUUCUCGGACUAAAGCAGAAGCCACAUGCAAAUGAACAUCUGGAGAGGUUUUACGAACGCUAUGAAAUGUCUACCAGUAAACCUCCUAUUGUAGAAGUGAAAAAUCUUUCCAUGAGUUAUCCCAACGGUUUCCAGGCACUUACUGAUGUUUCCUUUUCAAUUAACCCCGGAGAAAUUUUGGGACUCCUAGGCAAAAAUGGAGCGGGAAAAUCUACCACGAUGAACAUCAUAUCGGGGUUCUAUGAGGCAAGUGAAGGAUUUGUUAAAGUUGGAGGAAUUGAUUUAAGCUGCGAUAGAAUUGCAGCUUUGAAUAAUCUAUCGUUCUGUCCUCAAGAUGAUCGCUUUUUCUAUAGACUCACGGUGACUGAGCAUUUAAAGCUGGUUUGUCGGUUGAAAAACGCUAAGUAUAAUUCGGAACGUGCUGACUGGCUUCUAAAAUUUCUGCAAUUGACGGAAAAAAGGGAUACAAAACCAAGGAACGUUUCUGGCGGUCAGAAAAGACGAGUGUGCAUAGCGAUGGCUUACAUAGCUAAUUCGCCGCUGGUUAUUUUAGACGAACCGACUUCGGCUGUAGACGCUGCCACUCGCAAGACGCUUUGGAGUUUUUUCCAGGCGCAGCAAAAAGCGAAUCCACAGCAAUCAGUGAUUCUAUGCACGCAUUUCAUGCAAGAAGCAGACGUGCUAUCGCAACGCAUCGCAAUCAUUUCUGAAGGUCAACUGAAAGCAAUCGGAUCGUCCACUUACCUCAAGUCUCUUUUCGGAGUUGGUUACACGUUCACAUAUGAGAAGGCUUACGAUCAAAAAGUUAGAGCGGUAGUCUCCGAGAAUUGUGCAGAAGUUAAGUUUCCCAGUAGCGAAGAAAAUGGAACUUUCCAGGUUCCAAUGGAAUUGGCAAGUUUUCUUCCGGCUAUUCUGAAACAACUGGAUACAGCCGGACUUGGAUACAGUUUCAACGCGGCAACGCUUGAAAACGUAUUCGUUUCUCUGUCGACUAAAACAACACAAAGUAAUUGUGAUAGUAAGGCAGAUGCAGAAAAUGCUGUUCUAGAUACGGAUUUUGACGAAGGUCUUCUUGACUUAGCCGACAACACUUCCAGUUUAAAUUUCGAAAAUAACCCUUCACAUAUUUGGUUUCUCAACCAGCUCAAGUUCUCGUUCUAUGUCGACUUCCUGCGCAUUUUUGUGGAAAAUUGGAUAUUUUUUGUCGUUUAUACGAUCUUUUUCUUCGCCUUUCCUCAGGUCGUCAUGCUGCUGUGCAAUCUGGAUGAUAGUUUGUUCACCAGUGAAAAUAUUAUCCAAAAUGGAAAUAUCACUGUGACACCAGCUACCAUAAGCAAAAACCCAAAAGUUGCCAUUUUUGGACAAACAUUUGAGCCGGAAUUGUCCAACAUUACAAACAUACUCUCUAAAAAUGGAGUAACAACGGUUACGAAUAAAAGUUUGGACACAAUUCUGGAUGAGUAUUUGGAUAAACCUGGUGAAAUCUUCAAUACGUACCCUUUUUUCCUGAACUUUACCGAUGGCGGCGAAGUCCAAUGUGCGCCGAAUAAUCAUUUUCAAAGUAGCUCAAUUUUGUGUGUUUUGCUACUGAUGAACUUGUAUAUAAAACCAGCAUUCCUAUCUGAGUUACCGGUUAAUGUUAGUGUUGUUUAUUUUGAGGAGGAGGUUUCUGAUGAUGAUGAUGGCUCAAGUUAUUUAUAUGCUGAUUAUGAAGAGCAUAAGAGUGAAAGGCAGGACCAGUGCAAAGGCACUAUUUUCUACUUUUUGGAGCCGAUCAUCUACUUUUGUCUGCUAUUUUUCAUUUUGAGAGUUGAAGCGAGUCGAAACGAAGUUGGACUCUCGUCAUUUUACCGAGCAAAUGGCGCUCACCCCUUGUUCGCCUUUACCUAUAGAUUGAUCACCUUAUUUUUCAUCAUUUUUGCUUACUUCUUUGCAAUUGUGAUUUUAACAGAACAAGUGCCGUAUGUUGCACAAUUAGGCGCAGAAGAAAAGAUACCAUCGUACAAGCUGUUAGAUGCAAUAGCUCUUUUCUCAUUCGCUUUUGCAUGUUUUGCCAUCCUAGUAACCAAGUUCCUGAAAUCUGUGAUCGUGCAGCUAUUAAUUACUUUCGUUUCGGGCGUCAUAUAUUUUGCUGUAUUUUCCAUGGGGGAUGCAAAAAAAGGUUUGCUCCAGGUUUCAAAUCUGUUUUGGAUUCUAGUUGCACCACUUUACAGUGUUCCAAUAAAUACUAUUCCUAUUCUACUGAAUAGUGAACAAAAAACGGAAAAAGUUGCCAUUCACAGUUGGGCUAUACAAUUGAGCAUAUUUUUUGUUCUUAUUUUUAUGAUUGAGUCAAUGGCAGGUAGAAUUGUUAUAAACGCGAUAUCUGCGUUAUUCUCCGGAAUAGACGAUAAAUGUGAUGAAAAUGAAUCUCAAGUAGAAGGUUCCGAGAGCUCUCAGCUUGCGAUACACGGACGGAAGGUGUAUCAUACUUACAGACAACUUAGUGUUGGAGUGUGUUCUUGCUGUAAAGGUGACGGUUGUGCCCUGAUGAAAAGAACCCGAGCGCUUCGAGGGAUGCGUUUGAAUGUUAAGAAAGGCGAAUGCUACGCGCUGCUAGGAGUGAACGGUGCUGGAAAAAGUACAUUAUUUGAAAUCCUUACUGGAGGCAAUAGGCUACAGAAAGGCUCUGUUUCUAUAUCCGGAAAAUCAGUUGCUAUGAACCCACUUGCGGUUCUAAAAGACAUCGGUUAUUGUUCGCAGAUGGACAAGGUUCCUAAGUAUCUCAAAGUUUCAAAAAUCAUUGAGCUGUUCGGCCAAAUGCGAGGUCUAUCAAAAGAACAGAUCCAGCAACAGAUGGAUUAUAUGGUACGUGUGUUAGAUGUUAGUGCGCAUAUGAGCAAACUGCUUGGAAGGUGUAGCGGUGGGACGAAGAGGAAAGUGUCGACAAUGGUCGCUUUCAUCGGAUUUCCGAAACUCAUCAUUUUGGACGAAAGCACGACAGGUGUUGAUCCGGUGACAAGGCUGAACUUUGCCAAGCUGAUCAGAAAAGCUAAGAGCCAGGGAUCUACAGUUGUCAUCAGUUCACAUACAAUGGAAGAAUGUGAGGCAUCGGCUGACACAAUCUGCAUAAUGAAUGCAGGCACUCAAUUCUGUGAAGAUUCGCCUCUAAAUCUGAAGGCGCAACAUGGCAAAUUCUACACAGUUACAGUGAAGGUCCUGGACAAGACUGCCCAAGCUGCAGAAAAUGGUGGAACAGCCGACGCCAAUUUAAUUGCUGACCAAGCCGACUCGACAAAUAAUGAAGUUCAUGUAGACGAAAAUGAUUUCAACCGACUUUUCCCCCAUUCUCAACUGCAAUACACCUUUUCAGCCGGAUUGCACAAACACAUGUUUUUCAACAUACCAAAAGAGUCUGUUCAGCUAAGUGAGCUCUUCGCCCAAUUGGAUGGUUUGAAAAAGGAGAAUAAGCUGGCAGAGUGUAUCGUAAACACAGCUUCUCUGGAGCAAAUAUUUAUGCAGAUUGCCCUUCAAGCCGAAUACAGUAUCAAAGCCGAUACACCCUUUUCCAUGCCGCAAGUUGUCUAAAACUGGAAAAAAACUCAAAUUCGUGAAUAAAUAUAAACCUGUUCAAGUUGAACUUGAGCAUUUAUUUUUAUACUUGAGCUUUUUGUCAUCUAUUUUGGUUGCAGUUAUCCAAUUCGAAUUGACUCUUUCACUCUUAGGCUUUGGAAUAUGACUUAGUUUGAGCUAAAUGAUAUCAUUAAAAGCAUCUGUAAGUUUGAAGCUGUACCUUCUUUAUUUCUCUUUAUUCAACUCGGAUGAAUAACAUUGUUUGUAUUGAUUUGGUUAAUUUCAUUUUUGUUUUGUGAAAUAUAAUAGGCCCAAUGUCAUAAAAAACCAUUUGAGGCUGAUAUUUCUGGUAAAUAAUUGUUAUAAUUAUUUAAUUGAAUCACGUCUUUUGCUAGCAUUUUAUACCAUUGUAUACCAUUUUCUCUACAUAUUGACUUCGAUUUUGUGAGAAAGGCAUUUAGCCAAUAGAAACGCUUAGCGAUUUUGAUUGGUUCAAAUUUUUCAAGCAUUCGGUCUCAAGCACGAGAACCCCCCCCCCC